Messenger RNA from Seriola aureovittata, 4019 nucleotides. RefSeq names its product MARVEL domain containing 2a (gene marveld2a). The record is from RefSeq and is a predicted model, not a curated record. NCBI's taxonomy places the organism in Eukaryota, Metazoa, Chordata, Actinopteri, Carangiformes, Carangidae. The coding region runs from base 352 to 2064 and encodes 570 amino acids. The transcript is spliced from 9 exons. Gene Ontology annotation, cellular component: bicellular tight junction; apical plasma membrane; cytoplasmic vesicle. Gene Ontology annotation, biological process: bicellular tight junction assembly.
CUCAGCGUGAUGAUGUCAUAAAUAAAGAGUCUGAAGUCCCCCUCGGUGUGAGCUGCUAUCCUGGUGUGAACUGUUCCUGAAGCAGUGAAAUCACACACACACACACACGUACGACUUCUUGUUUUUGUAGUUUGAGAAGAUCAGACUCGUCGUUUGACUUUUUGUCCUCCAAGCUCGUGGCUCAGGAGUCGUCAGCGCCGUGCGGCACCGUGCAAACAGCUGAUUAGUAACAAACGAUUAGAGAUUAGAUGAUUAUUCAACUGACAGAAAAUCAGGUGAUUCCCUGGAACAGUGCACGUUCAUAGCAGGUUUGCAUUCUCACCUGCAAGCCAAUGGACCAUCACUAUCCUCAUGUCCUAUGGAGGAGGCUUCAACGGACGCACUGAGCGAGUCCGCCAGGCGCCCCACUAUGACCAGGUGCCACGAGGCUCCUUAUCCCGAGAAGACUCCUACGAUCUGCAGCCGCUGAGAGAGCAGAGGGCGCCUCACCUCGCUCAGAGCGCCGACCCCCUCCCGCCUCCGCCUCUGCCGGACCAGCCUCCCGUGGGGCCCGAGUUCGAUCCCAGCGGCAGCGAGGGCGACACCGACCCGGACCACGACCCGGCCAUCGACAUCAAACCGGUCCACCGCUUCAUCCCGGACUCCUGGAAGAACUUCUUCAGAGGAAGCAACCGCAGCAGUAACCAGCCGUGGUCCAUGACCUCCUCCUCGUACAACAACAACAACAGCACCACCGAGGGCGUGCGCUGCUCGCCGCCCCAGUCCCCCUCUGUUCCCGGGUCGUACCGGGACCCCUAUGGCGGCUCAGGCGGCAGCUACAACUCCAGGAAGGAGCUUCUGGAAGUUCACGAUGCCCAAGAAUCUGUGUCGGGCCGCACCUACCGCACAGGCCUGACCUACAGCGAGCGGGUGGAGGAAUACCAUCAGCGCUACGGCUACAUGAAGUCCUGGGGGGGGCUGCUCAGGAUUCUGGGCUGCGUGGAGCUGCUGCUGGGGGCGGCCGUGUUCGCCUGCGUCUGCGCCUACAUCCACAAAGACAACGAGUGGUUCAACAGUUUUGGAUACUCGUCUCCUGGAGGAGGAUACGGAGGUUUGUACGGUGGCAACUAUGGCGGGAGCUACUACACGGGCCCCAAGACGCCGUUUGUGCUGGUGGUGGCAGGACUGGCCUGGGUGGUGACUGUGAUUGUUUUAGUGCUGGGGAUGACCAUGUACUACCGCACCAUCCUGCUGGACUCCUCCUGGUGGCCUCUGACGGAGUUUACCAUUAACCUGGCUCUGGCGGUGCUCUACAUGGCAGCAGGCAUCGUCUAUGUCCGUGACACGACCCGCGGAGGGCUCUGCUCCUACCCGGUCUUCAACAACGGCAUCAACGGGGCGUUCUGCAGGACAGAGGCGGGCCAGACCGCCGCCAUUAUCUUUCUGUUCGUCACCAUGGUCGUUUAUCUGAUCGGAGCGCUCGUGUGUCUGAAGCUGUGGAGGCACGAAGCCGCACGCAGAUACCAGGAGCGGUACGGCCAGGAGAUGCAGCCGUCCGGGAUGCGAGCUGCACAUUCACUGGAUUUUGUAGCUCCCGCUCCCAAAACUGCGGACCAGGUGGAGGGCUCCUCCCUCGUCCUGGUCAAAGCUCCUCCUCCUAAAGCAGUUCCAGCAAAGAUCCUGCAGGGAGCCAUACCGUCAGGACACAUUCCUAAACCUGUCGUUGUGCCCGACUAUAUUGCGAAGUACCCGACCAUUCGGACCGACGAGGAGCGGGACCAGUACCGGGCCGUGUUUAACGACCAGUACGCAGAGUACAAAGAGAUCCACUCGGAGGUGCAGGUGACCCUCAAGAAGUUUGAUGAGAUGGACGCCAUGAUGCGCAGUCUGCCGCAGCACCCGACCAGCCAGAUGGAGGUUGAACGCAUCAGCAGAAUCCUUCAGGAUUACCAGAAGAAGAAAAAUGACCCGACGUUCCUGGAGAAGAAGGAGCGCUGCGAGUACCUGAAGAGCAAACUGUCUCACAUCAAACAGAAGAUCCAGGAAUACGACAAAGUCAUGGAGUGGAACGACGGCUACAGCUAAACCUCCGAGGCGCCUCCACCCCGACAAAGACAGAACUAAGAACUGAUGCUGACGGAGAAAAUAACAUUUUAACUGGAAACACUGGAAACGAAACCAGACCACAGGAGCGCCGGGGGGGGGGGGGUCAGUCUGGGAGUAAAACAUUUAUCAGCAGUUCUGUUUGUAUGUGUUUGUUAAAACCCACAAGUAGAAGCAGAAGGGUUGAAUGUUUUAUGCUUUUUUGGGAAAUUCACCGGAGGGUUGAUCAGUCUUAACUCUCUCAGCAAAGACCUCCGAGCUGCUGCACGCACCUCUACAGCUCACAGGUAACAGGUUAUACAUUGUUCUGGAGUAGAAAUGACAGUUAGCCAUUUGACUGGGUUUAAUAUGCCGGAUUAUUUUCUUUAUAAUCCUCCAUUAAACAUCAAACUCUCAUUUUUUUAUUCGUCUGCGUCGGCGACAGUCGGAGCCGGAGGCAGAUUGUUUUCAGGUUGUCCGUCCCGUUUCUCAUGGACGUGAUCUCAGUAACACCUUGACACAAGUUUUUCAGAUUUGGCACAAACAUUCACUAGGAGUCAAGGAUGAACUGAUUCGAUUUUGGUGGUCAAAGGUCAAAGGUCAAGGUCGCAGUGACCUCACGACACACAGUUUUGGCCUCUUGAAUGUGGUAUCUUAAGACCACCUUGAGGAAAUUUAGAUUUGGCACAAACAUUCACUCGGACUCAAAGAUGAAGUGAUUGGAUUUUGUCACGGUUCAAGGUCACGGUGACCUCAUGUUCUUAUGAAUGUGAUAUGUAUCGGGAACGCCACUGUGACCUCACAAAACAUGUUUAUACUCACAAGUUCAGACACUGAUUAUAACACAGUUUAACUCAAUUCACUAUUAGGAUGAAAAUGAAGUGAUGACGUUUUAUAUCCAAAUGGUCAAAGGUCACGGUGAUGUCAUAAUGUUCUGUAAAAACACUUGUGGCCAGUAUUCAACGCUGUAACUCAGGAAGGAGCGAUUGUGACUGUAUUUCUAGUUACACUAAAGUUUUUGUACGGAUCAAACAGACAAUGUGAUGGUGAGCUUUAGAGGUGCUUGUAGGCAGCUUGCGCUAGCUGUUUCCCUUGGUUUACAGUCUUUGUGCUAAGCUAAGCUAACAGUCUCCUGGCUGCUGACAGAUAUGAGAGCGGUAUUGGUCUCAGACUCAUGGAUCCCACUGUGUGUGUAUAUAAUGUGUGUGUGUGUGUGUGUGUGUGUGUGUGUGUGUGUGUGUGUUUGAUACUGUGACUGUAAUUGUAGUUUAACCACUUCAUUUCCCAAACGACUGGAAUCCGACGUGAAUGUUUGCGUGAAGAGAUGGGAGAUGUUGUCAGAUGGAAGAAGGGACAGAGAGGAAAUAUAAAAUAUGCUGCAUUAUUCCUGUCCAGGUUUACCUCCUCCUCCCUGCAGGUCCGCCCACCUGUCUGUCAGUCUCCGUGUUUGUCAGCUGUCUAAAUAAAUUUCCCAACUUCCCAGCCUGACAUGAAAACCACUGCUUGUCCCGAUAAAUCCCGUCUGAGCUGCUGUGAGGAUUGUUUUAAUUUUUAUAUGUAACUGAAUUUGGAAAUAUACAUGAUACAUGUCCUAUUGUGACUUUGUCCCUCCAUUUCAUAGAUUAAACAUUUUGUACUUUGUCAAUUAAAUACCCUCAGUGCCUAAACAUCUCCAUUUGACCUUCUUUCAUACUGUAAAACACUGAACCCUCAAAUGCCGUCAUAAGAUGUGUAUUUCUCUUACGUUAGCAGGUAGAACUGUAAAUAUUCUGCUGUAAAUGUCCACAUACUUUCAUAAUUGAAGUGAUUACUUGGUGCUUUCUGUCCUCAGAUUACAGUUCUGCUCAUCCACCGAGUCUCUGCUGCUUUUCCAUCAGCAGGUCGAUUCUUCUUGAAGAGAGACCUCUGUGCUCUGUAAGCUAAGCUAAAUAAAUAAACUGUCUAAAUAAUUAACAUAA